AUGUUCAUUAUUAAACAACCAUUGACAAAAUAUUUACCUGUGGUUGUUGAUGUGACAAGUGGUAAUUUGAAAGUGAAUAGUACUUAUGAAGAAGUCAAGAAUGAAACUCCAUUUACCUUCCAAGUAACUGUCAUGAAUGCAGUUGAAUCAUUGAAUAUAUCUGAUGAAGCAGUGGUCACUAUUUUAAUCAAUGAAAGGUAUUCUGAUCAGAAGACAGAAACAGGGAGCGCUGUUUUCGAGAGGGCCUUCAUAAAUCCACCAACGAAUAUUGAUGUGAAAUUUUAUCGAAAAUAUCCUACAGAUAAUCCAAAUUACUGUCUUUAUGAUGAAUGGUUUAUUGAUAUGGUGAUGAUAUUACCACCAGGAAAUCACAAUUUAUUGAUCAAUUUAUUUGGUCCAUCAUUCAAUAAACUGUAUUAUGGAUACAUUGAAUAUUUAUUUGUUUAUUAUAAUGGUACAAAUAUAAUGAAUAAUUAUUCAAUUCAGUUUAGUAAUUUCAUAUAUUUAGGGAAUAAUUCUAUGCCUGCAGUGUACACAAUGUUGGCUCAGUUUAGCGUUUCAUCUUUUCCCUCUAAUAAUACGGAAGAUUUCAGUAUCAAGAUGAGAUUCAAAGUUGGUCUUUCUCGGGAAAAGCCGAUUCUUCCUACAGUAACUCCGAAGAUUACUAUGGAAAUUUCCAUGAUAGUCACUACAACUUGUCCAAUACAAUCCGACCUCAUCACUUUCGUAAAUUGCCCUGCAGUAGUGUAUAUCGGUGGAGUCUAUGAAUAUACGAUGGAUUAUUUUAUAAGUAGACCUUUUGGAGAUUACAUAUUCACUUUUAGUACAGAUGAAUAUAGUGCAUCUAUUGGCCAUAUAUCAUUGACGCUACCUCCAACAUUCUCAGCAUUUCCAGAAGAUUACAAAAUCAAUACAGAACAACUAGUUACUUCGAAAUUUAUAAUGACGACGAUUGGUUAUGUGAACGUGACAAAUCUACAAAAUUUUGGAGUUUAUGACAAAACUUUGCCAGCAUCCAAUCGCUCAGUUCGUCUAACAGCUUUUGUAAUUAUCUUCAGAACAACUUUACCAUCCAUAAAAUUUGAAGCAAAGAUGUCACUGGCGGGAACGUCUUCUACAGUAAACUACUGUGAGACUACUGUUGAUACGUAUACAGCUCACGUUAUGGCGGGAAAUAACUUUAUGACAAUAACAGAAACUCCAAUGAAAUACGAACCUGAAAAGGUGCAAUUCCUCACAGUUCAAGUUACUGUAACACCAUUCACACAGGGAGUAUAUGCAUUUCGAAUAAGUAAUCAAGGCAAAUUAAUUGCUGAACCGAGUUUCGUGGAUUAUUUGAUAACAGCGAACAAUACAAUAAAGAAAGUCAGAUUAAUAACAGAAUACACACUAUCAAGCGGAAUGAUCAAGGGAAGCAAUACCGUGAUCGGUGUAUUUACAAAUUUUAAUUCAAGGAGUGUUACUUAUAAUUUUCGAAUUGGAAUAAAAUUGUGUUACAGUAAAACUUACGUUCAGGGUGAUGUAGCGCAAAUACAACUCAUAUUUUACACAUCUUUAAAAACUCUAAACACAACCAGCAUAACACUCCCAAAUACGUCUAUGGCGAAUCCACCAUCUACUACUCCAUCCGCAAAAUCUGCUAUACUUAUUGUUGAAAAAAUUGAACCAAGAAAUUCCCCGCCAAUGGUAAAUUUUAGUUUCAUUAUAGAAAUGAGAGCGAAAUUUGUUAAAGACUUUCUUUACAUGCCAGUAAUAUUUCAGUUGAAAGUGAACUCAAGUGAAGUGUACAUAAUUAGACAAAAAAUUCAAACGAUUGGGUAUUUAUUAGACACUGUGGUGCCCAUUCCAUAUAGCGCUUCUGUGAAACC
Molecule: messenger RNA, 1868 nt
Organism: Schistosoma turkestanicum
Lineage: Eukaryota; Metazoa; Platyhelminthes; Trematoda; Strigeidida; Schistosomatidae
Source: the annotation of a GenBank genome assembly